Sparassis crispa is the source of this 1761-nucleotide messenger RNA. RefSeq lists its product with no specific name. The coding region runs from base 1 to 1761 and encodes 586 amino acids. Lineage: Eukaryota; Fungi; Basidiomycota; Agaricomycetes; Polyporales; Sparassidaceae. The record is from RefSeq and is a predicted model, not a curated record. The transcript is spliced from 3 exons.
AUGGAAAGUCAUUAUAAGCCAAAGGUUACCUCCAAGCUCGAAUAUGACAGAGUUCGUCCUGUAUCACCAUCCAAACUCCAACAACCACAGUUGGGGCCGUCACCGUCGUUACCCAUCGCACGCCCGAAGGCUAAGGUGACGAGUAGUGCUACAGUUAUAAGCCGAAGAACGAAUAGCUCCACGCGCCCGCCAAGUGCUUUGCCCUCUCCACGCGCACCGUCCCCGUUCAAACAAGACCACGCUCCACAUGCAUCGGUAGUAUUUCCAGUGAAGGCGCGACUGACGACAAAUGUUCGGGCGAACGGAAUACGCUCGGCGUCGCCGGGUACAGAUUCGAGGCAGCAUGCAUUGACCACAGUGUCUACCGAGACGCAGCCAAGGCGUAAAGCGCGCAACGGCAGUAUUUCCUCGCAUGUUUCGCACAUCCCAUCACCCGCGAACUCCACUGCGCCCUCCCCAUCGCACUCGCCCACAUCCUCGAGAGUCGGGGUGUCCUCGGAAGAGAACGGCUCCCCGCACGCGGGUGUCACCCUCGGUGUCGUGCGCGUCAAGUCCAAGAUAUCCAGGCUCACCGAGCCCGGCCUGCCCUCGUCGCCCUCGUCGCCACCCCUCGCGCACCGCUCCGCACGCCCCGCCUCCGCCUCGAACAUCUCACUGUCCCCGCCUUUGCCACCCGCGAACGGUUAUUCGGGCACCCCCUCCCAUGCCCAUCAACGCUUCGCGACGACGCGCGAGAGCGCCUCGCAGCGCGUGCACGCCUUCCAGCCGUUUCCGGCGAACGAUGAUCUCGUAGUCAAGUACGGCGGGUACACGGUGCCCACGAAGCUAGACCCCGCAGAGAUUCCGCUACCGCCCCAGUCCCCACCCAUGUCAACGCUCUCGUUCUCUUCGCGCUCGUCCGCUUCACGUUCAUCUGUAUCGUGCGAAACUCAGGCGACAGACACGAGCCGGAAUACGGCGCCGGCGUCUGCGCUCAAGGAACCUACCUGUGGUGCGGUCUCGACGUCCUCCCAGGCAGUGUUUCUCGCCGCGGCAGCAUCUACUCCCUCCCCAAGCGAGGGCGGCUUCGACGAUGACGACGUGGAUGAUCACGUUCCCUCCGCCAACUCGGAGGAUAUAGACCCCGAUCGCAAGAUGAAGGCGGAAGCCAAGUCGAAUCGGAAGAUUGCAGACCUGGAGAUUACGACCCGUUCCCUGCUUGCUAUCAACUUAUCCCUGGAGGCCACGAAGCAUCGUCAAGCGAAGGAGAUUCGCGACCUCAAGCGCAAGCUCCGCGAAUCGCGUCUCAUCCUCCCACCGCCCGCGUAUCACGCGGUCAAGUCCUCACUCACGCAUGAUGACACUGCUGAGGACGACGUGGAGACGGGCACAGACGCUGGCUCGGAGGAUGAGGAUGAGCAAGCGCUACUUGAAGGGCACGACGAUGAGCCGUACCGCCGCGUGAAGGUUAUCCUUGACUCCCUGCUCGACGAGUGUGCGCGCGCACUCGCAUCGACACCCGCGGAUUUUGCCGAGGGUGGACGCAGCGGUGCGAAGGUACUCAGCGCCGACGAGGUACGCUCAUGGCGUGGUGACGACACUGAGACGCGCUCGCUCGCGGACAGGAGCGCGUUGGGUGAGCCUUCGUUACCAUCGCGCAUUGCGGUCCCCGACAGCGACGACGACAUGGGCAGCGAGAGCGAAGUUGAGGCGUCGCUGCUCGAGUCCGACAGCAGAGCCACCUCGCCACUGCCCCCGAUUACGGUUACUCCCUCACCAUAG